AUGGCGAGAUUUAAUGAAAAGAACGGUGAAUGCAUGGAAGAAAAGAACAAUGUUCAAAUUGAUCCAAAUGAUACUAUUACGUGGAUCAAAUAUGUAAUUAAAGGUCAGCCAACAAAACGUUCAAAUAUUCCUGAAUAUUUGUGGACCAAAGCAAUCGGCUCUGACCCAUGUUUCGGUGAGAAAGAGUUUGAAGCAAUGAUCGAUAUUUGUCACAUAAUAGGAGAGUGGUACAAUGUCGUAGUAGAAGACUACAAUAGAGGUCAAUCGGAUGAUAGAAAAUUCGAGUAUUUUGGUCAUUUGUAUGACCAACAUUUUAAAGAUGCAAGAGUUAAGGUUAGAUUUACUAAUACACUUAGAAAUUAUGGGAUGAAUGUUCAAGAUAAGCAGGACGCCCUUAAGUUAUUAGAUAUUGCUCCUGAUCAACCGCAAGGUUUUCAGAAAGCAUUUGAAGGAUGUGUGAGAUGGUUUUAUAGAAGGAACUAA
This is a messenger RNA of Funneliformis caledonium, 483 nucleotides long. NCBI's taxonomy places the organism in Eukaryota, Fungi, Glomeromycota, Glomeromycetes, Glomerales, Glomeraceae. The record is from the annotation of a GenBank genome assembly.